CCACUUGCUCCAAUCACACCCUUCUCCUCGCUCCGGCGACACUAUAUAUAUAGCCUCGUCUCAGCUGCUCCAUGGCAUCUUAAACCCGUCGACUCAACUAGCUCAAGGAUCGAUGUCGGAGGAGAAGCCCCGCCACCACCUCUUCCACCACCACAAGGAGGAGGAGCAGCCCGCCGAGGACGUGCCCUACUCCGAUCAGCCCGCCGAGAACUUUUCCUACUUGGAUCAGCCCGCCGAGAACUUUUCCUACUCGGAACAGCCCGCCGAGGACGUGUCCUACUCCGAUCAGGUAGCCGAGGACGCGGUCUACUCGGAACCGCCCGCCGAUGAUGCCGCCGGCUACACUAAGAGCACCUUCACCACCGACUCCACCUCCGACGACUACGACAAUUACAAGGAUGAGGAGAAGCAGCACAAGCACAAGGAGCACCUCGGCGAGAUGGGAGCCAUCGCCGCCGGCGCCUUCGCCUUGUACGAGAAGCACGAGGCGAAGAAGGACCCUGAGCACGCGCACAGGCACAAGAUAGAGGAGGAGGUGGCGGCGGCAGCGGCGGUGGGAAGCGGAGGCUACGCCUUCCACGAGCACCAUGAGAAGAAGGAAUCCGAGGAGGAGGCGGAGGAAGCAAGUGGGAAGAAGCACCAUCAUCUCUUCUAAACUCUGUGUGACGUCGUCGUGUGUCGUCGGAGUUGCAGUACCAUGCUUAUAUUAUAUUAUAUUAUAUUAUAUUUCUUCCUGCAUGUUAUUGUGAGGAUUUCAGUGUUUGAAGUAAUAAAUAAUAUGGUUUGAAUUUCCUUCUAUCAA
This is a messenger RNA of Zingiber officinale, 802 nucleotides long. RefSeq names its product abscisic stress-ripening protein 5-like. Bases 113 to 655 code for a protein of 180 amino acids. The transcript has 2 exons. NCBI's taxonomy places the organism in Eukaryota, Viridiplantae, Streptophyta, Magnoliopsida, Zingiberales, Zingiberaceae. The record is from RefSeq and is a predicted model, not a curated record.